AUGACGACCCCUCAUCCGGAGUCCACCGCGGACUGUGAGUUUAUUCAAACUCCUGCGGCUUCUGUGCAGUCCAAACCUGCCUUUGACUGCGGUGUGCCAACCACCCUAUACCCGGCUAUCAAGAAUGCCCCCGUCCCCGCCGAUUCUCCGGGAAGCGAUAGCUUUUCCAAUGGCUUGAUGGCCUUCCUGCUCUUCGUGGUGCCCUGGUACCUGGCCCGCCAGGUUCGCGGCGGCUUCUACACCACCAUCUUCUUCGCUCUCUUCACAACUAUUCCCGUUCUCAUGGCUUUCUGGAGCAUAUCGUCGUCUAUUUCUCCCCGCAAGACUGAGAAGGCCAAGUACUGUGGCCGCCCCGUCGAACACUACCUGCAAUUCCACUCCGAGCACGACCGUGCUACUUACCGCGGCAAGAGCAAGAUCCCCAUGGAGGUCUUCUACGAGAAGUACUUCAAUGGUGAGGUUGAUUUCAAAAUGGAUGCCCUCGAGGCUCUCGAAUACCGCCACGACUGGGCCAACUUCAAGUUCACCAUGGGUCUUUUCAAGCACUUCCUGUUUGGCUUUAUUCCUGAGAUGCUCCUUCACACUCGUUCCCAGGAUGAGGAGCAGGUCCGUGACCACUAUGACCGCGGUGAUGACUUCUAUGCUUGGUUCCUCGGCCCCCGUAUGAUAUAUACCUCCGGUAUCAUUGGUGACAUCAACAAAGAGGAGACACUUGAAGAACUGCAGGACAACAAGCUGGCCGUUGUUUGCGAGAAGAUCGGUGUCCAGCCCGGUGACAAGAUCCUUGACCUUGGCUGCGGCUGGGGUACUCUUGCUAAGUACGCCUCGGUCCACUACGGCGCUCACGUCACUGGUAUCACUCUCGGCCGCAACCAGACUGCUUGGGGUAACAAGGGUCUCCGCGUCGUUGGUAUUGAAGAGGACCAAAGCCGGAUCCUGUGCUCCGACUACCGUGACUCCCCUCGUGUCGAGGGUGGCUACCAAAAGAUCACUUGUCUUGAAAUGGCCGAGCACGUCGGUGUUCGACAUUUCAGCACUUUCCUGUCUCAGGUGUACGAUAUGCUUGAUGACAAUGGUGUUUUCUUCCUGCAGAUCGCUGGUCUCCGCAAGUCUUGGCAGUACGAGGACCUUAUCUGGGGUCUGUUCAUGAACAAGUACAUCUUCCCUGGUGCUGAUGCUAGUACCCCUCUUGGCUUUGUCGUCGACCGCCUUGAGGGUGCUGGCUUCGAGAUCAAGGGCGUUGACACUAUCGGUAUUCACUACUCUGCUACCCUCUGGCGCUGGUACCGGAACUGGAUGGGCAACAAGGACAAAGUUGAGGAGAAGUACGGUAAGAGAUGGUUCCGCAUCUGGGAAUACUUCCUUGCCGCCUCGACUAUCACCUCUCGCCAGGGUGGUGCCACCUGCUGGCAGCUCACUCUCGUCAAGAACAUCAACUCUACUCACCGUGUCGAGGGCAUCCAGUCCCAGUUCGGUCUCACUGGUGCUCGCCAAGCUGCCAUCAACCGUGCCAACGGCACCGUUCCCAGUGCCCAUGUCGUCAAGAAGGACUUGUAA
Messenger RNA from Penicillium waksmanii, 1557 nucleotides. RefSeq names its product putative cyclopropane-fatty-acyl-phospholipid synthase. The record is from RefSeq and is a predicted model, not a curated record. The coding region runs from base 1 to 1557 and encodes 518 amino acids. Gene Ontology annotation, biological process: cellular response to biotic stimulus. The transcript is spliced from 4 exons. Lineage: Eukaryota; Fungi; Ascomycota; Eurotiomycetes; Eurotiales; Aspergillaceae.